UGUGUCGAGAUUUUGCUGUUCUGGAGGACCACACCCUGGCUCAUAGCCUGCAGGAACAAGAAAUUGAGCAUCAUUUGGCAUCAAACAUUCAGCGGAGCCGUCUGGUACAGCAUGAUCUGCAGGUGGCUAAGCAGCUCCAAGAGGAAGACCUGAGAGCCCAAGCUCAGCUCCAGAAGCUCUACAAAGACCUUGAACAGCAUGAUUGUGAAAUUGCUCAGGAAAUUCAGGAGAAGCUGACCAUUGAGGCUGAGAGACGACGAAUUCAGGAGAAAAAGGAUGAGGACAUAGCACGCCUUUUACAAGAAAAAGAGCUACAAGAAGAGAAAAAGAGGAAAAAGCACAUUCCAGAGCCUGUUGGGGGCCGAGCUUUUGGAGAUAGCUAUUAUCAUGAAGAUGGAGACCAGCCAAGGUCAAGGAGGGCCAGGGAAUUGGGUUCUGGAUACUCAAGGUUUUAUAGACUCCAAAAUGAUGGGAAGACCAUAAAGCAGAAGAAGGAGAAACCAAGACAUCUAUUGGAGAACUUGGAAGAUCUAGAGGAACCCUGUUCUUCAGAGAGAUCUCUGCCUUCUUCUAACUCGGGCAGAGGGAGGGAUGGUGCUCAUCCUUCCAGUGAUCAGCAUGAAAGAAAGCAGGCUGGUCAAGAGAGGCUCAGCAAACUUCCACUUCCGAAGAUCAGUGGUGAGGUAUUUCUGAGCUCUGAAUCUGAUGACUGGGAAGCAAACAGUAGCUCUAGAACUCGGAGUCGGGAAAAGCAGUCCCGACACCAUGGCAGACUUUCACCCAAGUCUUUACAGAAAACAGGGUUUCCCUCUAACGAAGUCCUGUGUGGGAGGGACCGUGGGCAAGGCCAUCACAGAGAAAGGAGACGUAAGCCUGGGACGCCUUCCUUCUCAGAUGACGAAGACCUUCAGUACCACCGUGACGCAGGAACAAAACCAAGAGGAAUAAAAGAAGCUGUUGGUACUCCUGCACGAGUGACCCACAGGGACCAGGAAUGGUAUGAUGCUGAAAUUGCUCGAAAAUUGCAAGAGGAAGAACUUUUGGCCACCCAUGUGGACAUAAGAGCGGCUCAGGUUGCCCAGGAUGAGGAAAUUGCUCGACUUUUGAUGGCCGAAGAAAAGAAAGCUUAUAAGAAAGCCAAAGAGCGAGAAAAAUCAUCUUUGGACAAAAGGAAACAUGACCCUGAGUGCAAGUCAAAAGCAAAGUCAACACACUCAAAAUCAAGAGAGAAUGAAGAAGCACACCGUUCCAAGAUUGACAGGCCAUCACGACCACCACCACCUACAGUGAUGGACCCUGAGGAUCUGGACCACACCCAUUUUGCAAACCAUCACAGUGCCACUCGUCAUUUCUCAAAGUCGGAGUCCUCACAUAAAGGUUUCUAUAAUAAGCAGUAAAACAAAAUGAAACAAAACAACAACAACAACGAAACAAAAAUGGAACCUGCCUUGAAAAUGGAUUUGCUGUAGCACGUAUUAACUGAACGAUACAAAAUGCAUUCCACAUUGGCUGUUCUCCUUCUAUGUGCCAUUCCUGGGAAUUACUCUCAAGUGUUUUCCUAAUUAUAAAAAUUUCAGUUCACUUCAGAUGUUUUGGUUGUUCUGGUCACUUGGGCAGUAUAAGGAAAUAUAGUUUCUGAAUAUUGGCCACCUUUUAUCUGAAUAAAUUUCCUGGGAUGUAAUUAGAACUGUGUGAAAUGACACUCGCUAUGUAUAGGAUAUUGGCAUCUAGGGACUAGGAUUUUAUUUAGCUUUUAGAAGAGUACAGAGAUACAUUAUCCGGUAAAUCAUAACAUCUUGAUCCAAGAAAGUAUAGUUAAGUAUAUGAAAUAGCUGCUUUGUUGUUUAUUCGUUUGAUAUUUUGAAGGAUAUAGUGUUUGGUCUUUAUCCUCUUCCAAAAAAGUAAAAUCACAACAGUAAAAUAUAGGGGAAAUUCCCAGAGCAGUGGAUUCUGUUACUCUAGAUAUGUGGCUCUGCAUAGAUGUGUAACUAACCUGUUAGGAAAGUUGCUCUGGGAGUCAUGCUGUAGCAUUGUGCUGCUAUUUCCUCAGUAGCAUGUCUUUCUGAAGCCUUUGGGCAAUGCAUCACAUGUUAAUAUUUAUUUGUAAAAACCUUAAUUUUCUGAUACUUUCACUCAGGUUCUUGAAGAAUCAACUGAAUAUUAAAGAAAAAAAUACCUUGAUUUUCUAACUUAAUUGUGGAGCCAAAGGAAAUAGGACAAGUUUCUUAAGAGUUGAUUCCAUCAGUCUUGCUCCUAGGAUGUAGCAGUUUUUGUUGGCAACCACUCAGUGAUGUUUUAUGCACCUGUAAUGAUUAGAUUAAUUCAACAUAAAGUUGAAUUUGAUGAAGUGAGUCAUUAUCCAGGUAUACAGUUCUGCUUCUAUGUUGAUGGCCAUCAUCGUCCUUUCCUCAAGACCUUUAAACUCUUCUUCAAAACUUGAGUCUUUAUCUGGCUGCUAAUUUAUUGAAGUGUUUAUUUGCCCAUACCACUUAGUUAAUAUAAAUGGCAGCCAAGCUAUGUCUAUAGCUGAUGACAUUCUCCCUUGCUGUUGUUUUCAUUGUAUGGAUUUUUUUGUCACGUCAAUAUACUGUUUAUUUAGGAAAGAAGAAAAUAGGUUGCUGAGAGAAAUAAUUUAGGGACUGCCUGCCUUCCAUUUGCCUUGUCUUUCCAGAUUGUUUUAGCCUUGGGAGGAUUCUAGGAAACUGUUCCCAAUAGAUUUUGAUCUCUGAUUUCAUAUCUUUGGUUUCAUAAAGUUACAUAUGAUAGAAAUUUGAGUGAAAAGCAGCGAAGAGUGAAACUGUGGGCAAACAGUAAUUUUGUAAGAAACAAAGCAAGCAGGCAGACAUUUAGGAAGAGUGAAGAGGAGGGGAAUUAGAAGCCUGAGUGCUGGCCAUGAAAUACAUAUAGGAAGAUCUUUCAGACAAAUGGAAAACCUAGCCUUAAGUCAGAGUUUGCACGAUGGUUUCCAUUAUCAAAGCUUAGUCUUGUUGGUUUAUGCUAAUGCUGCAUUUUUCUUUAUCUGCCCUGUGAUUUUACUUCAUGUUUUUAAAGAUAUUUUGUAAUGGUAACCUUAAAGGAAAAGUAUAGUUGCAUUUUUAUUUGAUAGUUAGGCAAAACAGGCAGCAUCUUUUGCCAUAUUUUUGUUUUAUAAACGUUUAUUUUUCUAUCAUAAAAUAAUCACUUUUACUUUGAAAAUGCAUUUCUUUUGCCUUUCAUAGACUUCAUUUUGUUAUAUUUAUUACUGUAAAAUGAACAUAUUUCAGUUUGAAAAAUGCCACGCCACUUAACCAGAAUACUGGAGUCUUACUUGUUUCAGUGGGUGGCCAGAGGCAGAGCUGCCCAGAUGACAGCCAGCUUGACAUCAGUAUUGGAAAAUUUGUUACUUUUCAAAAGUUUGUUUUUAAGAGUAGAAUUUUAAAAUAUUUUGUUUAUUUUUUGUAAAGUGAACAGUUUUUAAGACUAUUAGUAAUUACUACUUAUGACUAAGAAGAUAGAAAAUGUACUUAAUUAUUCUUAGUUAAUGUUCUCAAAUUUUUGCUAUCACUCAAAUAGUGCAUCUUUGAGAUGAUAGGAGCCGCUAACAGCUCUUAAUGGACUGCUACUCUUCACUGUGGGUUUUGCUCUUUAAUUUGUCAUUUUUGUAGAAAAAUGAAAGCAUUCAUUUUGUUCCUCCUGCUGUUGAAGUACAUGCAGUUUAAUUAUUAGGUACUUACUGUAUUAUGUUUUGCUGUCAACAUAUAGACUAAAUCUUCUGUCCUUGAGAAUUGUUUUGUUUCUAAAUUUCUCUUCAGGUCGUGCCCUUAUGACACCAGUAUUACAGAAUGAGCUAAGGAGCCUCAUCACAAGGCCACCUUAUAUGAUACUCGCUCCUAAAGUGUUUUAAACGGUCACUUAGAAAAGAGGGUAAUUAAAAGUCAGAUUAAAUUUCCUGACAUGAAAGAAAAUUGAUUCCAAUAUUCAAGCUACUGUUAGUAAUAAUUGCUUUGUUGGGAGAAUAGAUAAUUGUUUCUUUUAUUCUCAAAGAAUAUUGAGAAUUUUUGGAAGUGGUCAAGUGAUUUUAUGACAAAUGGCAGUAAUGAACUAAACACCAAACUGUAGUUUUCUGGUCUUUGGGAAGCAUCUGAAUUAGGUAGAGAGAUGUGCAUAGAUGUGCACCAGAAGAACCGUUUCUAUAGUGGCCUUGCUCACAUGGACCUAGAUAACCAUGCUCUAAAAUAUGUAACCUGUGUUCCAUUGGACUCUUCAGUACUGUGAUAGCUUCUCAAAAUCUGUUUGUGCCAAACUGAAAAAAAAAAAAAAAAAAAAAACUACUAUAAUAUGGUGCAUUCAUUCUGUUUGCCACAUAAGUGGUUAACAUUUUACAGUCUUGAUUUUUAAUGAGUAAUGCCUUUAUAUAAAACUCACCUUGGGUUACUAUGAAGAUCUAUUAUUUGAUACUUUUAAAAGAUAACUUCAGAUUGGCUGAGGUUAUCAGCCUAAUGAAGGGAUGAGGCCCAUGGAGAAAUAACUCAGAGAACAGACAGAAUAGAGUUCGAAAUAAAUGGCUUCUUCUAUUUUGGGAGGUGAGUGUUUGGGCACGUGGGGGGGGGGAUUGACAUUGAAAGGAAACAUUGCUCGCCUUGAUUUCACUGCCUAUGCUGUGUCAUACUCUUGUAGGAGGCUUUUUAGGACAACCUCUAAGAAAAAAAAAAAACAAACUGAUCUUUUAGAAAGAAAGAUUUUUAAAGUGUAUAAUGUAUGCGUGUGUGUUAUAUGCUGCUCACAGCAGUGAAGUGACCCCAUAUCUCUCCCUUCUGUUGGUGUCUGUGUGCUUUAGAGCCAUAGUUGUGUAUCUGACUGCUGACAGGAUGCUUAGUUCUUCCUACCGUGUGGUAGGACAAUGUCGGCCCAGAACAGCCUACUGUCUGGUGUCCUGUUAAUACUGCAUGGAGCAGUAUUCUCCAAAUAUGUGGUGAAAGUUGUUUUGUUUGGUUGGGUUUUAUCAUGAUGAUAUGUAAAGACAAUUAAAGGGAAGACUCAGAGGCUUUGGUUGCUUCUGCUAUGUAACUCAUCAGAAAUGCUCAAAUUUACUUGUAGAGGCUCCAAAAAAGCAAGAAUAAGCUAGGAAAUCAUUAAUGAUAGAGUCACUUUUCUGAUGAGCCCUGCACUUUAUGUCAGCAAUGUCUGUGAAAAUCAGUUUUUGCCUUAAAUUACUUUGAGUCCAACUGAGGCCAUUGUGUUUUGUGUAUAUGAACUCCUGUGAGCCCUCCAUUGGCAUACAAUUCAUAGAAGCACCUCAAACAUCAGCAUCAGCAUCAUCUGGAGCUUUGAACUUCUCCCACUAAAAGUGGGUUGACUUAAAAUAUUAACAAAUGUAUUUCUCAGUUCCCUGAGUAGCAGACAGAGGCAUGGCCAGAAGCACUGCUAGUGGAGAAUUCCCUGGCUGGAAUAUUCACACACAAUAAUCACUUUCUGAACCAUUGAAAGCUUCCUGUUCCUUUUUGUGAUGACUGUGCAAAACAUAUUUUAAGAGUUCUAUGGUUCAGUGACAACAAUAAGAUUAUUUUUAAAAAUUUUAAUGAAUAUGUUUAUGCAUUUGAAUGUUUAUUUAUCAUUAACAAAAAUAUGGAAAAACAAAAUGGAGAUGCUUAUUUGACAUGGUGAUAUGAAGAGUGUUGUAGUUUAUUCCUUUUAAAAGAAUUAAGCAAGAAACAUGUGGCUAUGAUAGAGAAGAUAGAAGAAUAGCUUUUAUAGGCUGUGUUUGAUGUCACAGACAAGCACAAUCAUGCAAGUAAUCACAUGAGUGUUUGCCACUGAAAGCCAUUCUCUUUCCCUUGUAAAUCUGAGCACUGCUACUAACAUGUUCACCAUAGAUUUAAUAUGCCUUUGUGCUUGUUAAGCAAAACAGAAAGUGGUUUUCUCAUUUUAAGUUGCUUUUCAUGAUAUGAUGAUUUCAGCAUUUAGAUCAGGGCAGAAUUAAUUAUGUAACUGUAUUGCCCUGGUCUUUAUUGAUGAGUUGCAAAUAUGAAGAAGGGUUUGAAUAACAAACUGACAAGGAUUGCAAACAGUAAACAGUAGGCAUUGAGAGGCUGAACUGUGAAGAAUUAUAUACUUUGGGUGUAUUCUACUGUACUAAAUUCAAACUGUAAUUGCAGAAAUUGAUUCUAGCUAAAAAUUUGGUAAGAGCUUUGGAUAUUAGAAGUUUCCUACUUCUGAGUAAAUGGUCUUUAAAUUCCCACAGGCUCUAGCUUUAGCAUUUGCUGUAAUCCAAAAGGCAGAUUCCCUUUCUCCAUGCCAGCUGUGUUUUUCAUGUAGCUUUUAAUGAGUAACCAGAUAUUAAUUUCAUGAAAUGAUGUAAAUAUUAGAAUGUAAAAUAUGGAACUGACAUAUAUAAGUGACAUUCUGAAAUGACAAAUCUCAGUAAUGCUGGCCAUUUCCUAAGAACAAACUAUUGCUGCAAAACAUUUGACAUGUGCUGGAUUUGAAAUACAAGUUUGUUCCAUAAAUCAAGUUUCUCAGGAAAUUUGAGGUGAUACUGCCAUUUGUGUUAUAAUUUAAAAGCUACUCUCUUGAGCUAAACUCUGCAGGCACUACACACUUCAUUUAGCAAGAGCCCUUUAAGUAUGCUGAGAUAGAUACACUUACACAACACAUGGCAUGGAAUCCAAGUGCUGGUCAGUUUAUAGUCAAGGAAGGAGGGGAGGAUAAUGACUGUGGAUUACAUAUUUCAUGGAGCUGAGCAAAACCUCAACAGAAUAUUGUCUCUUGUCUGAAGAAAGAGACCUCUUCCCACCACUUCCCUAUGUAGAGAUGGAGUAAAACUGUAAGGGACACUGUGUGAAUGCCUUAAGGUGACUGGUGGAGGUUUGGUGAGCAUGUAUGCAGCCAUCUGAAUUAGGUUGCGGGAAACAGUCUAUUCCAAACCAUCUUCGUACAGCCUUAGUUGCUCCUGUCCAUAACCUUGUUGAGGAAGAUGAGAAAUAUGGUGCUGGUUACUUUCAUGUAUCUGGGGAGGCUGACAUCAUUGGCUAACAUGUCCAGUGCCCAAGCCUUCCUUCAAUACCACUUGUACAUCUACAUCUGGUCAUCUAUGCAAGCUUGUGUUUUUGUGGUUUGUAUUUUACACCUGAACAUCAGGUUUAGCAUUGGUGUUAUAAAUACUUUUUAAACCAAAGUAUUAUAUGAGUAAGUGUGUGUGCUUUUUUUUGUGGAAGGUUUGAGCUAAACACAUAUCUUGUCUUCUCUUAAUAAAGUCGUCCUUUUAUUACAUCAA
Molecule: messenger RNA, 7252 nt
Organism: Cricetulus griseus (Chinese hamster)
Lineage: Eukaryota; Metazoa; Chordata; Mammalia; Rodentia; Cricetidae
Source: RefSeq, a predicted model, not a curated record